AUGAGUGAUGCGGGUUUUUUAAGCGAUACAUUUGGUCCAAGUGACUUCGGACCGACAUCAAGUUCAAAAAAUAAGAAAAAAGCUUCAAUACAAGUUAAACCAUUACAAAUGCAACAGCCAAUACGAUCCCAAAUUCCUGUUACAAAAAUAAGUACUUCACCAUAUGGAGAAUAUACAACAUUAUUCUUACUUAUCACUAAAUUGCUAAAUCUCAAACUUAAUAAACGAAAAAAUUCAAGAAUUAAAAUCAAUGAUUUAUUCACUAAAGUUUUUCUUAGAAUUAGAGUACAUCCUGAUCGUCCAAAGAUACAAACAAAUCUUGUUGUCUGCAUAAAUCCUGACCCUAUAAUAAAUUGUGGAUAUGCACUUGAUUAUUCUCAAGUUCCGCCUGAAGAUAUUUCAAGAUACACACUUGCGUUCGAACUAUAUACAUCAACUACAUCCGGUGAGGAACUCAUUGGUAUUGCAUUACUGCCUCCAAAUCUUCAAGAAGUAAUCACUGUUGAUGGAAAACCGCUUAAGUUCUUAGCUAGAAACAAACAAAUAGAAUUUAAGAGCCCAACACAAGAAAUUGUAGGUAGCGCAAUCAUAAAUGUUGCAUUAGGCUUUGAAAUGCAUCAAGAAUUCUUUAAGAGACAACCAGAAAACGGACCAGAAGCAUUACUUCAAUCUGUUCAACGAGAAUUGCCAAAGCCUAUUCCAGAAGAACCAAUCAGACCUCAAAAAAUAAUUUCAGAACCAAUUCGACAAUUUAAUUUACAUGAAGAUCGAGCAAUUGAUGCAUCAGAUGAUGAAAAGCCAAAGAAAAUGGUUGUUCAGUCCCAGAAACAACGCUCUAAAAGCGCGGGAAAUGAUGAAGACGAAGAAGAAGAAGAUAAUUAUGAAGAAGAGGAAGAGGAAGAGGAAGAAGAUGAAAGAAGUAGAAGAAGACAUCGUCAUAGGCAUCACCAUCAUUCAAGAAGGCAUAGAAGUAGGGAUUCAUCAAAUUGGAUACAGAAGGCUAUGCUUUUAGGAUGGAGACCUCCAGAUUAUCAACAGAAUUUUGAUUGGAAAGAAAAAGCAAGAUCUAAAGGUUGGAUUCCACCCCCUGCUCAAAUUAAAUCUUCGUAUGGUGUUCAAACAGAUACAAGAGAAAUCAUAUCAACAAAAUCAGCGGAAGUUCAAACAGAGCCAUUGAUUCCUGAUACUCCUCAACCAGCAAGAUUGCAAAGUGAAUCAGCUUCAAAUGAUUCACCAAAGAGCGAUAAUCUUUUCGAACUUUUGAAGGCUGUUAAUGAGCCUGGUGCUCUUGCAUCAUUCUGUAGCGAUCAACAAGAAAGUGCUUCAGCUUCUGAAAGUGGAAUUGACAAUAAUAAUUCAACAAUCAGAAGAGAUUUGAGGAUGACAAAUGUUCUCAAUGUUUUCAGCCAAGAACCAAAUUCAUCAGCAAUUAACAGAUUUUUGAAUAUUGAUGAUGACGACGACAGCAGCGAGAAUUAUCAUGAAAUAUCAAUUCCACCUUCUGUUAAAGCUCCACAAACUCAACUUAUAUCACUCAAAGAUUCCAGUGAAGAUUCAAAUGAAGACAAAUUCGAUAGUGAUGCUGAUGCCGAAGCAACAAACUUAAUAAAGAGAGCAGAAAAUAUGAUAGAAAGUGCAUCUGAUGACGAUGAAUCUCCUAAAAAGAUACAGGAUGAUUUAACUGAUGAUAGCGAUGAUUCUGUUUUCUUUAAUGAAGUUUUAAAGAAAGCUGUAUAUAAUAGCAACAAUGCAGCAAGGAAUUCAAAAAUUGAAAGCUUAACUCCAUCAGAUAUUAGUGAUGAAGAUAAUUCAAACUUAAUUUCUGAUAAAAUUGGCUCAGAUGAUGAUGAUUCUGAUUUAGAUUCAGAUAGCGAUGAAUCAUAUAUGCUUAAAUUAUUAAAUGCGAAGUGCAAAAUCCCUAACAAUUAA
Molecule: messenger RNA, 1929 nt
Organism: Trichomonas vaginalis G3
Lineage: Eukaryota; Parabasalia; Trichomonadida; Trichomonadidae
Exons: 1
Coding region: 1-1929 (642 amino acids)
Source: RefSeq, a predicted model, not a curated record